Messenger RNA from Porites lobata, 7779 nucleotides. Lineage: Eukaryota; Metazoa; Cnidaria; Anthozoa; Scleractinia; Poritidae. The record is from the annotation of a GenBank genome assembly.
GUAGUGAUAAACCAGUCUUUGCAUUCACAGGCAUCAGGUCCACUAACAGUUGCUGCCUUUAUGCAAGAAGUCUUAACAAAUCCACUGUCAGUAAGUUAAAGUGCACAACCUGUUUUGUGUAUGUCAUGCUUGCACCCGUCUAGAUGAUCAUUGCAAUAAACUUAUUUUGAUUCCAUUAUCUUUGCGCCUUUACUGAUGUGGUUAUAAAAAUUUAUUCCUAGAUACUAAUAAUAAGAUACAAUCAAGCCUCCAUGUGCAAUCACUUCUUGUAAGCGACCACCUCCCAGAAAUGACCUCUUAUCCAAAACUCCAAAUUUUUCCCACUUUUAGUCCUAUAAUUAAAACUUUUCAUAAUGACCACCUUCCAUUAAGUGAUUGCAAUCACUAUUUGGGCUGACAGUUUUUGAUUUUCCAUUGACCUCUUUGUGACCGCUUUUUUGUCAUAUUUUCAUGCCAGGGGUACUACAUGAACAGUGAUGUAUUUGGUCAGGCUGGUGAUUUUAUUACAUCCCCUGAAAUUAGCCAGGUUUUUGGAGAGGUACAGUAUCAGUUAAGUAUUGCUUGACUAAACGUAGAUAAAACUCCAUCCAUCUAUUUGUGUUGGAAUCUAAAUUACUUAUUAAGGUUAUAAGCCACCAUAUGAAAGUACUUGGUAGUAGAGGUUUCACUUGAAAGGUCACACCAAAGGAUUUUGUUUUAUAUAUAUUGUGUUUUUAAAGCUUAUAGGUGUAUGGUUUGUAAACCAGUGGAUACUGUCAGGAAAGAAGAAAGUCCAGCUAAUUGAGCUUGGACCUGGUAGAGGAACCCUGGCUUCAGAUAUGUUAAGGGUUAGUAAUUAAUACUUUAAUAAUGCAAUGGUUGACCAAACUUUGAUUGGGUUAAUCACCCUUCAUAUGCUAAUUAAAGCACUUAUUCUUCUCAGAGCAUACUGUGAAAUUCUGAAAAUACACCCCUUUCCAUUUUUAUAAACCCCAAAGACAAUAAAAUGGCUUCUGCAAAUUAAAAAGCACCAGGGAUCUUUCUAAUAUUAAAUGGGAAUUGUCUUUGAGAAACCAUACAUCAGGCCCUGGUUGUUCAAAAGCUGGAUAGGGCUAUCCGUUGGAUAAAUCACUAUCCAGCUGAUAAGUAUUUGGGAAACCAAUUACACUAUCCACUGAAUAGAGAUUUAUCCAUCGAAUAGCGUUAUCCACCUUUUGAACAACUGGGGCCGGAAUGAUACCAGAUAAGGGUGUCAUGUCAUGUGAAUAUUGCUGUUUUAGGUCAAUUCUGUGCUGAAGUCAUCACUUAAUAAUUACUUAACCCAUACUCAAAAUGCUACCUGUAGAGUUAUCAAGAAGUCACCACAAAGAUGUUAUCAGGAAGAACUUGGCGUGAUAAUGUUUUAGUAAGGCUUCAGUUAUUUUUGCAGGCAUUGCAUCAAAACUUAAAAAAAGUUGGAGCAACCUUUUCACAGUCAAAAAAGUCCCAAUCAAUAUUUAAGUGACUGAUCAUGAGACAAAUAAUAAACAAACCCUUUAUACAAUGCAGUCCAUUCAAUUUUACGAAGUUGAACUAUUGUUUUGAUGUUAGGUAUUCCAAAAAUUUCCUGAGCUGCAUGGUAAAAUUUCUUUACACCUUGUUGAAGUAAGUCCAGCUUUGAGUAAAAUCCAAGAACAGACACUGACUGGCAAAUUAUUAUCCAUUCAAGAGGGCAAGAAAGAAGGACAAACUGAUGCAAAAGAUGACAGACUACAGGCAAACGAGGUACAGCACAGGAUCUUAAUCUUAAAAGUAUCUCAUUCUGCAACAACUUACUCAAGAAAGAAAGUAAUAAUAAAUUAUUAAAACCUCUUACAUAAUAAAAAAUUGCAAGUUAUUCAUUUUGUUCAGUUUAGCACUUGCAUCAAAAUAUAGUUUUAAAGUAGUUGACAAUGACGAUGACCAGAAAUUAAAAUUAACUAGCAAAUAAUUGCCCUGUCUUCACUCUUCACUAUCCUCUAUUAAGUAUGUCAAAAAAUUAUUUAUGUAAAAAUUACUGCAGACUGAUAUGACCUUGAUUUGUUAUUUUCAGCAUAAUAAAUAGGAUAUGCAUCAGAUCACAGGAAAAAAUAAAGGAUUUCCAUUUUUGGAUAUUUUAGGAUAUUUAAAGAAUACCCACAAAAAUCCCAAAUUUGGAAGAGUGAGACAAGUCCCAAUCAGGGAACUUGGUUGGGAAUUCCCUGGUUGGGACUUGUCUCGCUUUCCCAAAUUUGGGGUUUUUGUGGGUAUUCUUUAAAUAUCCUAAAAUAUCCAAAAAUGGGAAUCCGUUAUUUUUUCCUGUGGAUGCAUGGUGAUGAAGUAAACACUAAUAGUUCUUUUUACUAAUCUGCCCCUUAGGGUGCGCCAAAACCUAUGUUCAAUUGUCCGGGAUAGAUAGAAAUUUAGUUCAGGCAUGUAUUCUAAACCUUUGACAAGAUUUGUUCUUGGGCAAAGCACAUUUUUAAUAGAAAAAGUGUACAGAAACAGUUGAAAAUUGACUUCAAAUUACAGUAGAAUUUAUCUUAUAGUCAUAAAAGCAAACCUCAUACUUGACAAAAUAAGGUGAAAUAUUCUUUUUGACUUUGCCAUUCCGCAACCAUUUCAUUUGAUUUAAUGAGCUCCAAUAAGACCAUUUGACUUACGAACCUGGCAAAACUUUUGGACAAGAACUCUUGGGUUUGGGACAACCAAAUUUAAUAUAGUGCUUGUCCAAGGGCCAAGGCUGGCAGGUUAAUCUUUUAUUUAAGCAAUAUCUUUCUUUUUUCAUGUUGCUAAAUGUAAAGGAAAAAAAUUUGUGAUUUCAAUUUUAGGAUAUGUCAGCACUGUGUUAUAGAAGGUGCAUAACACAGGAUGGUAUUCCCGUGGCAUGGUACAGAGCAGUUGAGGAUGUCCCCGUUGAAGGAAACUGUUUUUUCUUGGCUCAUGAGUUCUUUGAUGCUCUUCCAGUUCACCAAUUUCAGGUUUGUUUGUAUGUUUCACUGUUGUAAGUAGUUCGAACCCAGAAGUCAUAUGAUUGUCUGGAGGAGUGUUCCAGAGUUUACCAUGAAUAGGACUCUUCGUGACACAGGGAGCCUGGGCUGUGUGAACGGUUGAAGGGGGUGUGUUGUACUCGAUGUUUACCAUAAUUGUACCCUUCAAAUGACUAAAUUCACUGUUAUCAGCUACACAACAUUUCUGGCAGUACAUAAGUUUAUUAUAAAUUCAAUCAUGAACAGUCACACAGUUUUUCUGGGAUCUGUUGUGAACGAUCUAGUCGGCAAAUAAUGGAAGAUUACAACGGAUUCAACCUUGGACGAUGGCUUUAUUUCGCCUACACGACUCGUCGUUCCUAAUCCUAUAGUCAGGCGUUCCAAUGCCCUACUCAGGGGGAGUCUGGGUCCUAAUACACAACAGGAUCCUUUGUUGGUGAUGGUCACUGACUCUUCAAUAGCCUGUGUGGAAGUCAUGUAACCUACUCACGGCCUGUUUUCUCACUCUUGAGUGCGCGUGUAAGGAAAUAUAUAACUAUGAACCGCGGAGAUUUAUUUACAGCAAAACAAAGAAGAUUUAAAAAAGGAUUCCUGAUUGCUAGCGCAAUAGAAGUCACCAUGAGGGUCCAAGUGAAUUGUGAAUUGUCAAAAUGAUCCACAACUCACUUUUACUCUAACAACAACUUCUGCACAGGUUGUUGCGAAAACGUUUUUUCAAGUUUAAUUGCUGUGUCUGCAAAAAUCACCAACAAAAUAUUUUGGUUAGGCCUCCGUGAUUAGGCUGUGUCGCAGACGCUCUAAACCUUCUAUAUAGAGCGGACUAUACAAAUGGUUUUGACUAGUGCGUGGGCCGGCUGCAACGCAGGCUAUCCAUGAUGAAAUUCAUUUAACAUGUUCUUUAUAACUCUACAGGACCAUUUUUUUUGUAUGGGUAAAGACACUUAGUAAUGACCCUUGGCACAGAAUUGAUCUAUAACAGCAAUAUCCCGGUUACAUAGUCAAUUUAAGGGGAUACAAGGAUGGCUGCUGGGACCCCAGUAUCGGAGGCGUGUGUUCUGCGAUCAAUGUCCCGCAAACAGCUAGGAUCAACAUUGUCAAAUUCUCCGCAUCAUGUGUAGCAUAUAAUUUGACGAAUUAUAUUUAUUGUUUGUUAUCUUUCAGAAAACAGAUCAAGGUUGGAGAGAAGUUCUUGUAGAUGUCGAACCAGGCAGUGGGUUUGUAAACUGUUAGUUUAUUGUUUUCAGGACUUAUAUUUACUAUUAUUUUUAAAGUUUAUGAAUUUCAUGAUUGUAUUGAACUUGCUAUUGGUUUGUCGGCGUAAUAAGCCACACAAGAUGUUCGCUAGAAGAAAGAAGAGAUGGGAUUAAACAAAUUUAAACUUUUUCUCAGCGUUCUCAAAAAUUUUGAAGCGUUCGUUAAACGUCGUUAACUUUGUUGCAUCUGUAUAACUCGUCUACAUCUCGCUGAUUGAACUCAAAUUUGUUGAGGAAAAAGGCUGCCUGUGACCAUUUGACUAACGUGAGAUCGGGCCCAAUUUUAGCGGUUCUCAUACUUUCUCUCUAACGGCUACCGCUAAUUUUUGUUUCGCCUUGCCCGCCGGAAUGUUAUUACAAAGCGAAACGAAAAUUGAGCCUGAUCUCAGGUUGCCAUUUGACCGUCUUGGCAUGUAUGGUCUCAUCAGUGUUUCUGAAUAUGACUCAACUGUGGAGAAUUUGUUUGAUCGGUUUGAUCGGGGCGUUAGUCUUGACGAAACGCAACUCAGCGUUUCUUAAUCAGGAACUGUGUUUUUGUCAGAUAGAUAUACUCAUUUGGCGUUAUACUCAUUUAGCAGGAAUUUCUUUUGCAUUAGUUUUCUUCAUGAGUUAUUUAUCAGUUAGAGCGGUUUUCACUUGACUGUCGAAAGGAAUUGGUUUUGGUUUUGGUUUUGGUUUUACUACGCCCUUUGGUUGGCUGGUGUAUUUACUUUGGUUUUGGUUUUACGACAGUCAAGUGAAAACCGCUCUAAUUAGGGUUUACUGUUCUAAAUUAGGCCCACACUUAACUGAGAAGAUCACUUGUUUCCAUCAAUGUUUACAAGCUUAUCAUUUUUAUUAGUUCCUCCUUACUGAGGUUUAUCCAAGACCCUGGCCGCUCACCUAACCCUUAAUGCAAAUUAAAGGCCUCACUCAUGAUUCAUUUUUAGGUCCCCUGGACUUAGAUUUGUCUUAGCUCCUGGCCCCACAUUAGCCUCACAGACAUUGGUCCCUCCUGGAACAUCAUGCAGCCAGAUAGAAGUGUGUCCACUUGGUGGGUCUGUUGUGGAACAUAUGAGUGGUGCUAUAGCAAAGCAAGGGGGAUGUGCCCUGAUUGUUGAUUACGGUGAAGAUGGAAGCACAAGACACACUUUGAGGGUAAGUGGCAGCUCGGCAACCUUUGGUAAUCUUCGGCUCACAAUUCUACGGUGAAUAAUACGGAAACCGGUCGAUUCCUCUGGAAGCUGAUUUACACGAACUUUUGGGAACGGCCUUAGGAACGCGACAACGGGUCUAGUACUUUCAAACGUAAGGACAAACUUCCUUAAAUGUUUCUGUAGGCAUGGGGUGCCAUACUUUGGCAUAUUAACCUGAAAUGAGAGGCUUUUCUUGCCAAAAGCCACACAUGAAAACUUGUUUAAUUGUCUGUGGCUAGGGUAUGAGUAAACUGAAAAGUCUGCACGAACCCAAUGGCUAUUCGCCUGAGCAAACGUCCUUUCGCCUGCCUGUAGGCAGUAUCUGGUGGAUUGCAGUCAAUUUUAAGUCUUAAUUGUAACUACAGAAUACCCUUUGAAAUCAAUUCCUCUUUGCGUACUUCGAUACUCAGCUUGCAGUGGCUAAUUAAUUGAUGUUUGAAGAACAUAAAAUGUAAUAAUCAGUUGACGUAGGUUCAGACAAAAAAAUGUGUUGAUGAGCCAGUCAAUAGGUUCGGCGAAUUCAUAAAAGAACAGGCGAAUCGCUUUUAAGCAAAUUGCCCUUGGACGAAAUGGUUGCAAACUUCUAAACAAGUCUCUCUUUAAUCUUCAAUUUUCGCUCGGGAAAUAGCAACUGUUUUUCUAGACUAAUAUACAAUAAAAACCGGCAAAUAAGAACCCGCAUUUUCCUAUAUAUCCUUAACAGUUACUUACAUAAAUGGUAAUUUGCACACAAAUUUAGUCUAUUUAGGUCCUUAAAGAAGUCUUUAUUUUCAGAAGAAAACAAUACAUUGUAGCUGAGAGUAUUUGGUGGUAUUCAGCUCGAUUUUCAGCUCUGGAAUUUACAUUGCAGUUGGAGUGAUAAGGCACCUAUGUGAAUAUGGCUCUAAAGAGGAUACUAAAUGUUGACUUAUGUUAUUUGCCCAAGUGUGCAGAAUUUUUUUCGCAGUUUUUAAAAAAAUAAGAACCUGUUUCAAAUUUUAGGCUAAACAGACUCUUGUAUAGAGAGGGCCUAACUGGCAAAUUUUCGCCUAACAGGUUCUUAAAAACCAGGUUCUUCCUCGAGGGUUUUUUACUGUUUUCAGUUAUUAUGUAUUUUCAGGCAUUUAAAAAACAUAAAUUACACGAAGUUCUGCACGAUCCUGGCAGUGCUGAUGUGACAGCCAAUGUUGAUUUUGCCUACCUGAGAAGCGUUACGCGUGGAAAAGGUUGGCAUUAAUUUUUCUCUCUCUCUUUUAUUUUUUCGAUUCGGUGGAUUUUCCAAAUAUAUACUUCCCUAAUAACAAAUACUGUGAAAAAUGAAACCGAUUCGUUUUAACGAAAAUUGUUAAGUUUCUGGCUUGAAAGAAGUUGCUAAUAACCGUGAUCUGGAAUUAGCGGCCGGAAGGGUUAUUUCAUCUUUGGAGUCGAGAGGAAGACACUAACUCGAAGGGAAGGGGGAGGGGGUGGGGGUGCUUAUCUCUCUUUUCUCAACAUGGCAUUUGUCUUUGUUUUGAAUAAGACAAACUAAAACAAGGGGUACAUGUACACCAACCCACGGCCUGGCCAGUACCUCACGCAUGCGUACAGCCAUAUCACCCGGGCAGUGGCAGCAAUGGACAGCUGUUUCGCCCUCGCUAGGGUUCAUCAGCAUGGCAUAGCCGUCGGGUCAUUGAACGGGCGAACCCGUGUCUCAAAGACGGCUGUGCGCAUGCGUGAGGUACUGGUCAGGCCGUGGGUUGGUGUAUGAGUAAAUGAACGAAAACAAACAGGAAAACUAGAACCUUCUUUCAGUUUUUCAGUAUCUACCCAGAAGUGUGUGUGUGGUGCGUAUUCUUGGCUUUGAAAGUUCUGUUGUAAGUAAGUUCUUUCGGUAUCGCCUCAAUUUGCUCGCCAAUCGAAAUGGAGAGCUUGAUCGCAAGCUAACGACGCGACGGUAGUAAAGACGGCGCGCGCAGAUGCGCUUAUUUGAUACUAGUGUACUAACGCAAUAGUACAGAAAGAAGACGGCAAACCGUGCGUGACAAGCGUGACCGAUAAUUUGUUUGAAAAAGUUUUCCGCCAAACCUCAUUUUCUAUCAAACAAAUCUUUUUGUAAAAGACCAGAACACAUUAGUAAUAUGUGAAGUUCACGACAAAACACUCAAGUAAUAGCCCUGUCACGUUUGUCACACACAACGUUUUGCCGUCUCCUCUGAUAAACUCACAAUGUUUACCCUUAAGAGGGUCGCUAGUAUGAAGUGGGCGCUUAUUUAAAGAAAAGGGCUAAUUCGAGCAGUUAUGUUAAAAACUGUAGGUAAGUUUUAAUCCCAAUCUUUGAUUUAAAACUUCACAGUUCAGACGUUCGGACCAGUGACACAAAAGUCAUUUCUUCAGCAAAUGGGUAUCGAUAUGAGAAUGAAAGUAAGU